This is a messenger RNA of Vitrella brassicaformis, 5832 nucleotides long. The record is from the annotation of a GenBank genome assembly. NCBI's taxonomy places the organism in Eukaryota, Vitrellaceae.
CGACGCUCAAUUGAGUGACGAAAGUGAUUCCAUCCACCAUUCCUUCCUCUGUACACACAGCCCAACAGCCAUGCAGUCAGUCGCCACACAUGCAAUGCUGUCCCACACGAGACGAGUCCACGGAUGCCCACAUGACCACCGUCUUGGCCGCCUCGCCCUCCUGUCUGUCUGUCUGUCUGUCUCCUCCUGUCUGUCUGUCUGUCUGUCUCCUCCUGUCUGUCUGUCUGUCUGUCUCUCUAUGGCUUGAUGCGGUGUUUGUCCAGGAGUUUCUUGUCCACCGAGUACUGCAUGAUGGCGUCAAACAGCAACUCCACACUGUAGUAGCUCACCACCCUGCUCCGAUACGUCGGCCUACAAGACACAUGACACACAACAACACAUGACACCAGCCAGAUAGCAGGCAGGCUGCACUGCACUCACUUGUAUUUGGGUGUCUUGAGGUCGUGAUCGGUAGCGAUACAGAGGACGGUGCGCGUGCCGCCCCGCGAGUCGGCCUCCUCGUUGCUGUCGGGCACCUUGGUCGUCGAACUCCACAAGUCGCCACCAGCAGCUGCACAGAAAGCAGAAGGCAGCACAGCACGCACAUAGCCGCAGCCGCCUAGAGUGUGUGUUUCGGUUCCUUUCAUCCAUCCGUACCUUUGACGAGGAGGGGCAGCAGUGGGUGUUUGGGGUCGUCCUUGACUGAGGGGCACAGGUGCACCGUCGCGUGGGACAGGAUGGGCUCCUGGUGCGCCUUGGCCAGCGUGUCGGCCAGACGAAACGAAAACUUCUUCUCGGCUGAUGAAUCCUAGAUACACUCAGAACCAAACACAUACACACGGUCAUCGACCGUGUGGAGGCAUGUGUUCACUUAUCUCACCUUAAGCAGAUAGUCUUGGGCGUCGAGCAGACGGCCGCCGGAGCCACGAGUGGAAGCCUGGCUCCCCGUAUGGCCCUCAACCCUGCACAUAGUGACCCACCAUGGUCCACACAUCAACAUACAGUCCUCCAACAGCCAAAGUCCUUCUCCAUCCCUCCUCUCCCUCCAUCGUCCACUCACUUGGCGUCGUUGCAGGCGUCGAUGUACUCUGGAGUGACGAUCGGAAUGCCCGCCGCCAUGCCGUACAGCAACUUGGUCGUCCGCUUCGCUGCAGCCACACACACCGGACCACACCAACACAGGCGCAUGGCAUGGUGAAGACAAGAGCCCCCCCGCCUCCCCUUCUCCCUGGUCUGUCUGACCUUCCUUUGCGAUGAUGAGUGUGACGGGCGGGCUGUCCUCCCAGCCGCCAUCAUCCUUGUCCUUGAGCAGCCGCAGACCCAGCGACUGCACCACAUGCUUGUUGAGGCUGUCCGGCCUGCAGCCGCCCGUCGUCAGCACACCGCCCUUGCGCACCGGGAAGCCCGCUCCUGCUGCUGCUGCUGGUGAGGGAGAAGCGGCCGCGGCUGACACAAAGACAGACAGACAGACAGACACGAUGUGUGUGAGGGCGACCGUGUGCUGUACCUGGGGAUAAAUGACCUGACUCCUUCUUGAUACGUCGUCGUGGCGGCGGCUGUCUGUCUGUUCGCUGGCUGCGCCCGUCAUCCGAUGAUGGCUCGCGCCGACCCCUGUUGCCCCGCCCACGACCGCCACCCCUCCCGCGCACAGCCAUGACCUCACCAUCACGACCGUCUGCACCGUCGUUGCUGCCUGCUCGCCCGGCGGCACCUCCGGAAGAACGGCGAAGACGGGACGGGGCAUCCUCAGCUGACACGAAAGACACAAAUGGCGGAGGGAGAGAUAUCAAUGAUCGGUGUCAGGUAUUUCGCGCCGGCGUCUCACCUGAUGCGAUGGCGGGAGGGUGUUGGUCGUCGUCAUCGUCAUGCGAUGGUGUGGCUCGUGAGGCAGGGGGCUUCUUGCGUUUCUUGCGAGGGGGCGCGGGCGGCUCGGCCACUGCGGGCUCGUCUGCCGCCUCGCCCUUCUCGUCAGCGUCCAUCAGGUCCGCCCUUCUGCCCCUCUGAGGACGCUCGUCACCUGAAUGAACAGUUCGACACACACGCACGCAUCAUGGCGUGAGUCAGCGGUAUGUGUGUGUGAUGCGAUGGCCAUACCGUCCGGUGAUUUGUCCACUGGGGACCGUUUCCUCUUCGGACGUCCCUUGGCCUUGCCCUUGGGCUUGCCGGUGGCCUUCUCGCCCUCAUCGUGAUCACCACCGUACUCAUCUGAGACAAAGGGACAAGGAUUCGAGAAUUCGCAGAUAAUGCCAUCUUUGACCCCCCCGUGCGUGUGUACCGUUCUGGUCGAUGGGAUGUCCGCUCGCCUUUGCCUGUUUCUUGGCUCUGGCCGCUUGGCGUUUGCCCUUGGCCUGGGGCCUCUUGCGGUCCUCGUGGUGCUCGUCUUGGCCAGCCGCCACUGCAGCGGCAGCAGCAGCAGCAGCAGCACUCGCAGGAGUCGCAGCCGGCUCGCCACCCUCGUCGACAUCCAUCGCCUUCUGGUCCCGACCAUCUGACAAAUGCAUCACAGAGCGAUUCAUUCGUUGUCGGCACGCGUUGAUCUGACCUGCCAGCGUACCUUCUCCCUCGUCCUCACGGCUCUUCUCCUCCUGCUUGACGUGGACCGCCUCCCUGCCCCUCUUGGCACCGCGGCCUCUCCUGGCCGUCGCCCUUAUCUCAGGCUCGUCAUCUCUGCCUGCAUCGUCUUCGUCAUCCUCUUGCUUGACACGCGGCCGCAGACCUCCGCGCCCCUUCUGCGGCGGGUGCGGCUCGUCUGACGGGUCGAAGGGCUUCGGCCGUGGCUUGGGCGUCCUACUCGAGGGCAGAAGACCAAAAAGAUAAGAAGAAUGAGCCGAUAUGAUGUGGCGGUGUGGGUCGGCUCUGGCUUCCCGCGUUCUCACCGUUUCUUCCUCUCCUGUGGUGGUGGUGGUGGCGGCGGUGGUGCUGGGGCCUCUUCCUCGGCUGUCGCCUCAGGAUGCGGCUGGUGGCCAUCGUCGUCCACUUCCAUCUCGCGCACUUCGUCCCCGGCGCCCUCAGGCUGUGCCUCAGGCGGAGCCGCCUCUUGCUGCUGCUGAUCCGUCAUUUCCUCCUCUCCGUGGUGGUCAAGUGCAGCUGCCGGCGCUGCAGCUGCUGCUGCAGCACUGGCUUCAGCCGCCGCUCCCUGCCGCUCCUCCCCGCCCUCUUGCGCUGCUGCAUCCUGCUGUGCUGCCGGUGCAGCAGCUGCUGCUGCUGCUGCAGCUGAUGAUGCCGCUGGAGUGGGAGCUCGCUCGCCUUCAUCCGCCGAUCUAUUGGCCUCGCCGUGACCGUCACCAGCCGCUCCUUGCCCCUCCAACUCACCCUCACCCUCAUCUCCCUCGUGCUGUGGAGCCGCCACUGCCUCUUCCCCUCCACCACCUGUCGGCUCCUCUUGCUGCCGACCCCCAUCGUCGGCUUGUUGCUGGUCGCCGCCUGCUGCCCCAUCGUCUAGCGGGGCAGCUGCUGGUGGUGCAGCUGCCGGGGCUGCCGCCUCGGGUGUGUUGUCUGGCUCGGUCUUCUCGGAGUCGUCGUCAUUGUCGGGCGGUGGAGGGGGGUGCUCGUUGGCUGCUGGGGAGAGGUCCAUGACAGUGGCGUCUUCGGCAUCAUCGUCGGCAUUCGCUGCAGCCUCACCACCACCACCCGCUGCAGCAGCAGCGCCCGCCUCCCCAGCUGCACCUGAAAACACAUACAUACAGAGGGAGAAUUCACACUUGCCAUGUGGUUGCAGUGUCCUUAUCUCACCUGCAUGCUCGUUGUCAUGCUGCGGUGGUGGCGACAAGGGAUGGCCGGCAUCCUCUGCAACCGUCGCGUCGUCGUCAUCCGCACCGCCCCCGCCCUCGCCAUCCAUCUGCUGCUGCUGCUGCUGCUCUUGCUCUUGCUCCUGCUGCUGGUGGGGGUGUCCUUCAUCAGCUGGAGGGUUCGGUGGCGGCUGGUCAGGGGGAGGCUCGGGGGGCUCCGAUUGGCUGUCAUCACUGUUGGCUGCGAUAUCUGCUGCAAAAAACAGUGCUUGCGACUCUGAUAAUGGAUGGAUCGACACACAAGCACAGGAACAAACAAGGCAUUCAAGUGCGUUUGCCCAUCUCGCCCCCUCAUUUGCACACAGCCCCCUUACCAACGAUGUGACGUCGCCCUCGAUCGUCACUCCCCGGUGCCCCUCCCGACGUGCGUGCGGGCGGUGCCCCCAGAUCCCUCUCGCCCUCCCCCUCCUGCUCAUCGUCGGCGGCAGGUGCGUCGCCCUCACCUCCAACAUCGCCUCCACCAGCAGCUCCAGCCUCUUCGCCAACCUGUUCCUCAUCAUGGUCGACAGCCGCUGCUGCUGCUGCUGCCGCUGGCUGGUAUGGCACCGUGGCGUCUGCCUGGUACACAUCAUGGUACACAUCGUCUUGACCCGCUGGCUCCCCUCGUGGCGGGCUGCCGGGUUGUUCGUCCUCGGUGACGGGUGGCGGCUGUCUGUAGUUGAGCGUGGGGCCUUCCUCCAUGGUGUCUGGGGGGGGCUGGGGCAUAGGGAUGAGAUCCGCACCAUAUGCCUGGGUGGGCUGCUCGUCGCCCGACGGUCUGGGAGGAGGCGCGGGAGGCUGUUGCUGUCUCACCGGUGGCUGGUUGGUGUCUGUCAUUGGCUGUGUGGGUGACUGUGAGAGCCGUGGGGCGGCGGGGGGAGGGGGUGGGGGCGGCAUAGGUGGCGGGGAGGGCAUCAGCCGACGGUCCAGCCACUGCUUGAAUGCUGGGACCAUGACGAAGCGACAGCGGACGGCUGCAAGCGAUAGGGAAGAACACACAAUCAUGGUGAGCGACGUUGCUAUCCGUUGUGUGUGAGCGAGGGGAGUGAGGAGUGUCCGCCCGCUUACAUCCAAAUCGAAUGAUGCAGCCGUCGGACAGAUCGUAUCGCACGCCUGUCUUCAGUUUCUUCUCUCUGUUCUCUCUGUUCACAAAGCUGAACACGCGCAGACCCACACAUCACCAUGCACAAAACACAAGGAACGGUCGCUGCGUUGCGGGCUGCGAGUGUUACAGGCAGGCCUACAAUGUGCCAUUGCUGCUGCCGGCGUCACGCAUUUCGACGUUAUCACUCUCCACAUCUGAACACACACACACACACACACACACGCACACGCGCAUUAUGUUGUGCACGCACACAUGGGCGCCUGGCUGGUCUCCCUACCUAUGAUUGCGUGUUUCUUCGAGACGGUGAGACUGCUGUCGCCCUCCACGAGCAGGUGCACACGAUGGCUGUGGACAUCCUCCCCGUCCACAGCGACCUCCUCACCCUGCGAAACGAACGAACAGACGUCAGUCACGCAGAGGCAGUUGCGCGCAGAGUCAGUGUGGGCUGACCUCUUCCUCAUGCCGUCGUCCGAUGGUGUUGGCGCCCUUGCGUAUGGCGAAGCGAGGCGGGUCGGGAGCAGCAGUGCCCUCUAACACAAGAUGACCGACCUGAGUGAUGACACACACGCAGAUACGGACAGUGGAUGAGCGAGCAGAAGUAACUCACGCGACGUGUGUUUGGUCACCUCCUCUCCGAAGAAUUCCGAUUCCCGGUCGUCAUCAUCGAAAUUGCCGUACAGCUCACCAUCUGAGUCAAGCAAAGCCAUCCAUCCAUCCAUCGUGCUGCCUUCCCUGCCUGCCUGCCUGCCUGCCUGCCAGCCUGCUUACUCAUCGGCUGCGUCGCCAUCUUGUCUGUGCGAUUGACUCAGCAAAGCGCCACUGCUCGGCUGCGUGAUUCAGCAGCCCUCCCCUCACUCAAAGACGACGGACGCCAGCCGGCGGAUGAAUCAACAAAGCUAUACAGCCGAUGUCGCGCAGGUGAAGCAAAUGUUGCUGCGCAUCAAGAAACACAUCAUGAGCGGCACCGUGCCUCCAUCACCG